UUUGGCGUUGUGCAAAUAAAAGACAUUAUUGGCACUGAAACUACCCGAAUAAACGAAAAAACUUCCCUACAUAACGUCCCUUCCCUUGAAAAUUUAUUUUUGGUUCGCCCUAUUUUUUCAUUAUUAUUUUCCCUUUUUUUUUGCUGACUCGUAUUCUUUAAAAUGUUUAAAUUUUUUUGAUAAUUUUAAGAUCAUUUAUAUUGGUUAUUUUUUUGUUGACUUUUAUUCCUUAAAAAUGCGGGAAAUAAUUACAAUAAUGACUGGCCAAUGCGGGAACCAAAUCGGGACAAAGAUGUCAGAGUAUCAACACUACCAAGAUGCGCCAGCUGAUAAAGAACGAGUUGUAGUUUAUACACCGAAAAAAUGGAAACAAACACGUUUAAAUUCAUCGGUUGCUGAUCCUUUUUUUGCCUCUACUUUUCAACAAUUUAUCGAAAUGAGAUUACAAUUUCAUUCUGGACCCGCUCUACUUAAUUUGCGGGGUGGGCCAUUUUCUUCUUCUCCGAAUAUUAUGAUAAAUCAACAGCAACAACAACCAAAUCUUCUACUUCGUCAAAUUACUCUUGAAGAAGCCAAAGAAAAUGCUGGAAGUUAUCAUGAUGAUGAACAUUCAACAUUUGGAGUUCAAAUGGCAAUGAGUGGAGCGAGUAUGCCUAACAGAGAUUAUGACAUUACUCCAGUCCGUGGUGGCGGCAGUGAAGAUACUUCUGUUAAAGGAAAUCGUGACAAUAAUGAAGAGAAAUGUGAGGUUUGUGGUGAGCCUGGAGCUGGCAAUCAUUAUAAUGCAAAAACAUGUGGAGCUUGUGCAAUGUUCUUUAGUCGAGCUAUUAAGGAUAAGAAAAAUUUUGAUUGCAAGAAUUUCAAACCUUGUUCGUUGAGAUUUGGGAAGAGUUACUGCAGUUUCUGCCGAGUUUGUAUUUUAUUUUUAAUUUUUUAUAAAAUUUUGUUUAGCUUGAAAAAUGUUUGUCUGUUGGAAUGGCAUUUGACAGUUGAAUUGGACAGCCCCAUAUUGUGA
Messenger RNA from Meloidogyne enterolobii, 1015 nucleotides. NCBI's taxonomy places the organism in Eukaryota, Metazoa, Nematoda, Chromadorea, Rhabditida, Meloidogynidae. The record is from the annotation of a GenBank genome assembly.